UUAGGCCUAACAUUUCGUCACACUGUGUGAAAACGACAAAAACCUGCAGGCCAAGCCACGCAGCCAGCACAAGUAACUGUGUUCAAGUUAAACGUUUUUCUCAACAAGGUCGCGGCCAGGUGGUUUGACGUCGACGUGCAGCCGCUUGUCUUAUUUUGAAAGGUUUUGGGGAUGUUAGUGCUGUCGGUGAGGAUGCCGCUCGAUGACGCAGCCAUCGCUGUACCUGAAUGAGCUCGUCCUGCAACCAGCUGUGUUGUCUUGUGCCGUAGCGGAGCGUAUCCAGCGACGGCUCCUGCGGCUGCAGACAACAUGUCCUGUCAACGCCGGUGAACGGAUGAUCGCUCCCCACUCGCUGGCUAUAGUUCUGUCCAGGGUCGCAUCUGGAGAGUCGGGACCUGCCGGUGUGUCGGAAAGCGACGAGCUGCCGCGGCACCACACCGGCUAUGAGAUCUUCGCCGAUUUCAAGGCAGAGAAUAGCCAGCAACAUGUGUGGAACCAGCGGAUCACGGAUGCUGUGUCCGAGACCUUCUUUCUGGGCUGGAUAGACGAGCAUGUGCUGCUGAUACAGGGGAAGGAGGACCACCUGGAGGUGCUGCGAGAGGGCUGGAUGCGGAGGUCCCUGAAUCCGCCUCGGGGUUUUACCAUCAAGUAUCUGGGUGAUGUGUCACCCAUCAGUAUGUCCCCCAUCAGCCAGUCGCAGUUCAUCCCGCUGGGAGAGGUAUUGCUAUUGGCUAUCUCUGCUAUGAAUUCUGCCCAUAAACCAGUGACUCAGGAGGCUCUGAUUGAACACCUGCAGUCAUGUUUUCCAGGUGUUCCCACACCAACAGAGGAGGUUUUGCAUCAUACCAUAAGCAUGCUGGUUCGUGAGCGUAAGAUUUACCCGACACCUGAUGGAUUUUUUAUUGUAACCCCUCAGACAUACUUUAUUACUCCGAGUCUAAUUCGAACCAGCUCAAAGUGGUAUCAUUUAGACGAGCUAUCCGCUGACCGACACCAACAGCAGCAACAUCAGAACCAACAGCUGCAUCAACAGACACAGUGCACCUCCCCACUCUCUGGCACAAUCACACCGUCUACGUCUGGAGGCAUGCGAGAUCGAACACACAUAAAGUCCAAUCAGAACCACAGCGGGGGAGGUGGAGAUUCCUUUUACAAUAUUGGUUAUGGUGGGGAGGACCUGCUAGGCCACCACACCACCCUGCAGCACCGGUCCUCCAAAGACCACAGAGAGGGAUAUUCUUCCCCACACUCCCCACAGACUCCUCCUCAGCAAGCAGGAGGCAACAUUGAAAAGACUCGCAGUGCCCUUGGGUUCUCUUUCAAGACGGACACAUUAACUAAGCACCGAGUGGGUGGUGAGGGAGGAGGAACUGGAGGAGGGGCAGGAGGCAGUGGAGACAUAGAGAAACAAACUGGUGGAGGAAGUAGUACAGGAACUCGAAAGUUUGGUCUGAAGCUGUUCAGACUCAGCUUUAAGAAGGACAAGACCAAGCAGCUGACCACCUUCUCGGCGCAGUUCCCCCCCGAGGAGUGGCCACUCCGUGAUGAGGAGGCACCGAGCCAGCUGCCACGCCAUGUAGAGAUGGAGAUCAUUCGCAGAAUCAAUCCUGACCUCACUGUGGAGAACCUCGCCCGUCACACAGCAGUCAUGAAACGUCUUGAAGAGGAGCGUGUCCAGAGAAGCAAAGCAUCAUCGGCCAACCAGAGCUCGAGGAGCAAGAGAAGUGGUGGAAGACACAAGAAGCAGUCUCAGACCAAACUCAGCCGGUCACACAGCAAGACGAGAGCUUUGCGCGGUGAGCCAAGUGAUGGGUCCCACCUGGAGCUGACUGAUAGAGAUUAUAGAGCCUAUUCAUCCUCCUUGGCAAGGUCAACGAGGGAACAUGCCCUGGCCAUAGAGCGCCAACGGGCCCGGCUUCACCUAGCACACAGCAACCCCAACAUUCUUGACUCCUCUCAUCUGCCUGUCACACCAGAGUGGGAUGUGUCUGGAGAGCUUGCCAAGCGACGCACAGAAAUGCCUUUCCCUGAGCCAAGCCAUGGCCCAUCAGCCCACCACGCUAAAGUGCACCGUUCACACUCCCACACUCAGGAGAGGAAGUCCAGGAACGAACGCAGUGACAAGGCCAAAGAACGUUCAAGAUCUAUGGACAAUUCGAAAGGACCACUAGGAGCUGGGAUGAUAGGACCGCCCGAUUACUACAAUGAUCGAAGUCGUUAUUAUACAGACGAUGGCACCUUACGAGCCAAUCAGAACCCAUCUCACUACUGUCAUGCCACCCCCCCUUCAGCUAAGCUGCCUGUGGACUCUUUGGGGUUGGAUGGUGGUAGAAGCUUAGAGAAGAGUAAGAGCAAAGACAGUCUCCCUGCAUACUCCCCCAAGCCAGCGCCCACCUCUGUCCCUCCUGAUGAUUACUUCCAGUGUUCCAGCUCCUCUGAAGCCGUUUUGCAGCAAACAGCAGCAAACCCCUUAGGAUCUCUGGGCAUAAGCAGCCACGAUGGAUUAAAAUUAGGCAGCAUUGAUAGAUCCAUGGACAGACAGACGCCUCAUCUCCUGGAAAAUAAGGAGGACUUGUUAAAGUUGGUUCAUAAGGGCAGCAGCCUGCCUCCAAUACCUCUCUCUGUCCAGGAUCCACCCCUUGCUAAUGGACGAGCGACACACAGUGCCUCUUCUGGUCAGGAAAAACGCAAGGAGAUCUUUAGUAAAGACACACUUUUCAAACCUCCGCCUAGCCUCCCUUUGCCUGGAUACAGCUCCCUGAGAAAAACCCCUGCACUCGCCUCUUCUGCUCUGUCCUCAUCCUGUGAUGCACUUGAUUCCCAGGACACAUCUGAUGCUCCCAAAUCUCUAGUGGUCACUCAGCCUGCACCCUCACAAGGAACUGAAGCUAUUAAUUGUGCAGCCGAGGCCUCCUUUGACUACUACAAUGUCUCGGAUGAUGAUGAGCUUGAGGAGAGUGGAGCUAAAAGUCGAGAGGAACAAAGUAAUGGUGGAGCUAUUGCUGGAGUGGGAGGAGGGGGCGCGGGAACCAUGAAGUGGCUGUUGGAGCGAGAAAAAGAAAGGGAUUUACAAAGGAGGUUUGAAAGAACACUCACCUUCCCUGGCACCAAGGAGAACCUUCCAGAGUCGUCCCAGAACCAGCAGUCAGCCCACUCUGCUAGACUGGACAGUAUGGACUCCAGCUCUGUCACUGUCGACAGUGGGUUCAACUCACCACGAACAAGGGAGAGCCUGGCGUCCAAUACCUCCUCUAUAGUGGAAAGUAACCGUCGGCAGAACCUGGCUCUUAGUCCGGGACACCUUGGCAUCACUGCUGCCAACACCCCCCCCUUCUCAUUCCGCACCAUACCUGAACCUGCCAGCACCCAACCAGAGAAACUCCAGAAGCCCAGCACCUGCCUUGCAUCAAUCACCAGCGUCUAAUGGACUGGGCAGUGAAUGGACGGGGCCUGAAAAUAAAGGACUGUUACACCUGUAGACUAGGAAACUGACUGACGUAGUGGACCUGCCACAAACCCACCAGAACUACAGACACACUCAGAGAUACAGAUCGCUCUCUGUCUCUCUCUCUCUUUACCCUAUCUUUCUUACGGUUACACAUUCAUUCACGCUAACACUCACACAUUACACCAGGACAAUGGGCAAACUGUAACCAUGUCAUUUUACAGACAGCUGUUUUUGUUUUUUGCGUGUGUGUUAGGGAGUUUGUAUAAUCUGUUUUCUCAGGUCAUGUUAUUUCAGCUCCCAUUCCAGCUGCUCUGAGUCAGUACAUGAUCUUGGUUCUACACACUAAGGUUCGAUGGUUCACUGAUGAUACACUUUAAGUAAGAAGUGUUUUCACAGCUCUGCUUAAAGUGCUGUCCCACAGUCCAAAAUUCAACAAUAUUCAGUGAAAUUAGUAAAAAGUAAUGGACUAAUUGUAUCUUAACAUUCUAAUGUAGUGAAUGUGAAAAGUGUAUUUCCAAUUCUCUAGAUUGUCUUUCAACAACGCUUCCUCGUAGAUGACCUGAGGUGCAGCUCGACACUAUGGUUUCUGAUUAGUGGCCAUCUUUAAUGUAACCCUCAUGUCCACUACCUUAAACUGCAUUACACUUGACUUUGUGGAGGCUUUUGGACACUUUGCUGAUAUUCACCUCUCAGUGCAAACAGUGUGAAACGGACCUUGCUGAUCCCUGACAGGAUGUUGUCACAGAACACAGCAAGUUAAAAAAACGUGAACCAAAGCUUUGGCUUCGCACACUUUACUGCAUUGUAAAAUCAUUUCGAGAGUGAAAGAAUGGCAGCACACAUCCGUCGGCAUAAAAUAAGAAAAAUAAACCUACUUAUGUACUAGUGUAUUCAAGCCCCUAGUCCAGUGGUGAGUGGAAGCAAUAACAACUGGAACCCUACAGUCUGUCCUGUUCUUCCUGCCUCCAUUUGCCUGGAUGGAAGCAAACAGGAAGCAUCUGGCCACAGCAAGCGUUCUAUUGUAAAUACCUUUGUAACCAAGACCUUUCAUUGUUGGUUGUUUUGACAAAGAUAAGUAAAUGUUUUACAUUGUUUUAUAGGUUGUUGUGUAUAGAAUUUACAAAAAAUGGUAUUUUUUUAAUCCUAACUUGUUCCUAAAAGCUUUAUUUACAAUGCAGUAAAAUGUUGGACUACAUAUCUGCAAGUGAGGGCAGACUCUAAAGCAUAGAACAGACAGUACACCGUGUGGAUCUGCACUGGCCUUCAAAUGGUUUGACUUAACUUGUUUUUGAGAGAUUAUAAAAGGAAGUGGUAGAGUGACGAGUAGAUGCUGCUGUAUCACGGUUAAAACUGGUCAGUAACACAGGAUCCAAUAAAGAACAUCUCGCUAGAAAGACCUUGCUACCCGUUGUAGCACUGCUGAUGACAUGUAUGCCCACAUUAAAACCAGUAUACGCCUUCAUGUUUAUUGGAACACAGCUGAACAUUUGCAUUUAAGUGUUUCCCCCAGUCUCAUCCCACUGGGAAUAGCUGUCGGCCAGUAACAGCCCACCUGGAAUACGUAGCUUUGCUAAAGCUCACUGCUCAGGAAGUUGAUUUCACGUGUGAUGAUAAAAUGUGGUUUUAGCCAAACCCAGUAGAACUGAAAUGUUGCCACUGUAGCAGCCACCGUGCACACGACCUGCUGGUGAGACGAACACGUCACUGCUCAUCAAAUAACAACUAUGACUCCUUUCAAAAUGCGUCAUCGGCCAUUUAAAGAUCUGUCCAGUGGGAGAUCUGAGGUGACCUCACCGUUCUAUGGCUUUGCUCUACAUUUCGUCAUAGUCCCCUGAUUAGUUGCUGUAGUUGAUAGCAGUGUGACUAACUACUCGAAGCAUGUUCGGCUGAAUACAUAGUCACGUAGAACGCCUCACCAUCAGCGCACAGCCUUUAGUCCAGCGCCAACACAACCAAGAACAUCUUUAAAGCUCAGGUGAGAGCUCAGACGUCCAGAGGGUCCUUGCUUGGCAUUGGUUGACCUGAGACGAGGGUUAGGGUUGGACUGUGACACAGCUGCAUCCAGUGGACAUGACGGGUUACAUUCUCAUCCCUGUUGAGUUUCACAUGAAAACUGAAUUGAAAAUGAAAAGCCUAAAUCCUGGCAAGAGACUGAAUAUUGUGCUGCUAGUUACGGAUUAGCUCAGGGUGCAGCUACUGGUACAUGAAGUGUCUUCGCAUCACACCAAGAAACAGUCACACCUGUGUUACCACAUUCCUUUGUGCGUCUGUCUGCUUCAUUGUUGCUAACGGUUCAUACACUUCCCUUCCUCACUGUUGCUCCUGGUGCUAAUGUGUAUUAUGGUCUGUGAUGCCAUGACAAUAACAAUACGGUUUUAGUAAUGUAAUUGUGAAUAGCUAUUGAUUAAUAUGAUAGGCUUCAUUCUCAUCCUGAUUGGCCCAUAUAUGGAGCAUCUAACUCCUUCAGCUGUAUCGACUGUACACACGUGUGAUAAAAGAGCCCCAAAUGUAUUGAUCUCACUCUAAAACGAGCAAGUCCAGAUGUUUGGAUCGAUGCUGUCCCGCUCUAACGGAGGCUCAGGGAGCUGUCAGUCAUCCUAGUGUUAUUGUCCUAUAGUUCCUCUACAACUACCUCCUCAGCCCGACCGUUUAUCAUGUGUCAUCAGCCUCCAGCCUGUGAAUGUCGACUCUCACACACACUAACAAAGUUUCUUCCAACACUAAAUGCGUGUGGUUCAACAUUCCACCUUCCUGCGUUUUGCUCCUCUUCAUUACAGCUUUUAGUGAUAAAUGACUCUUAUUUUAGUUCUAUUACUGUUGUGGUUCAGAUUCAGUGAAGAUAUGCACAUUGUAAUAGAUAUAAAUUAGCCUUAAGGGGAUGAGUGCGCUUGACUCUACUUAUAUACAAAGUCUUGUCUGACCAUUUCUAGAGUUUCUACCUGUUCUGAAUUUCUCACCUUGACGUGUGACUUCAGGUCCCAACAGCCUCCACAGGCAGUCAGGCAGUCUGCCCCAGGAGACAUCAAACAUGUGGCACUCCCUAAAUGAAAUCCUGUAGAAGUGUUUACACCAAAAACAGCUGAAGGUAAUGCUUCAGUCAGCAGAUGUACACUUAAUGCAGAGUAGAACAACUUGUGCGUGAGUCAUUACUUUUGUGUUUCCUGGACACGCAGCAAAGAACAACACGUGUGUGACUGGACCUGAUCGAUAAUUCAAAGAUCCUGCAAGUAAACUGGGCCCCAUAAUAGUCAAACAUUGAACUACAGUCGCAUCAAAUCCUUUCUGUGGCGUGUUAAUCACAACAGGCUCAUGAAUCAGCCACAGGAAGAGCAGUCUGACACCUAACGGCCACAUGAACCACUGUAGCUGAUGUCACAUGAGUAAUGGCCAUCUUUAAACAAAUGUACCGUCUGUUCAUGAACAGCUGGUGAUCAUCAGUCUGAACAAGCUAUUUAUAACAGGACCCUUUGUUGAAUCCAAGUUACAACCUGUGUACAGACAAACCAACCUUUGAUUCUAAAUGAAAUGAAAGCAAGGAAACGCAUCGCAACCAAACUGAAGGUCAUUUGGCUUCGAUUCCUGUGAUGCUCGACCCACUUUUAAAGGCUGCAUCCCGAUAAGGAGCUGCUGUCGCCUGACCUCUGUCAGAUCCUAGUCUCAUCUCACCACGAAACAAGGUGUAACGUUUUCUGAUUGUGAUCUCAGUCACUACACUAGCUCUAACAUCAAAGGUUCUACAGUCAAAAAGGCACUAAACACUACCAACAAUUCACUUCAGUUUAUUUAUAUUGCACCAAAUUAUAGGAAAAGUCACGUCAAGGCACUUUACGAUGAAACAAUACGAUAAAUACAUCUAUAUGGAAGGAUCCAAUUGAUAAUCCCCAUGUAGCCUCAUAUAGCUACUUAGCCCCAGCUCACAGGAUCAUGUCAGGUUCUGUUUUUUUUUUUUUUUUUUUUUUUUUUAACUCAGCAGCAGGUUUUCAUAGUCAGGCCCUGGUUCCUGCUCUAUGGACACAGACACAGUGGAAGUCCAGCUAAUCUUGGGUUUAGCACCACAGUAGCUGUCAGUUCUGGUCCUGCUCCAGUGCAGUGGCUUCUUUUAAGCAGGAAGUAGGACCGGGCUUCACUCAAACACCCUCCACUCUCCUCUCCCCCGCUCACAUCCUGUAACUCUCCAUCCUUUUCUACACUGACAGAUCCAUGAAAUGUCUUCCCUUAACAUCAGCAGUGUUUUUAUAAAAGUGAAGGUUCAACAAUAACAUUGUUUUUAAUGGUGACAGUAUGUCAUACAUGUAAUGUACAUGUACAUGUAUUUAAACAAUGAAGAGGGAUUUUUUUAUGUCUAUAAUAUCUUAAAAUCCCUUUGAUGUGUUGUACUGGUGUUACUGUUGUUGUGCUGUCUAAUGGGGAUUGUGUUACUUUAUAAGAUAAUAAAAUAAUGUUUGAUUACA
This is a messenger RNA of Betta splendens (Siamese fighting fish), 7899 nucleotides long. Its product is annotated as storkhead-box protein 2-like. Bases 203 to 3424 code for a protein of 1073 amino acids. Gene Ontology annotation, molecular function: DNA-binding transcription activator activity, RNA polymerase II-specific; RNA polymerase II transcription regulatory region sequence-specific DNA binding. The transcript is spliced from 5 exons. The record is from RefSeq and is a predicted model, not a curated record. Lineage: Eukaryota; Metazoa; Chordata; Actinopteri; Anabantiformes; Osphronemidae. Gene Ontology annotation, cellular component: nucleus; cytoplasm. Gene Ontology annotation, biological process: positive regulation of transcription by RNA polymerase II.